UUGGACGAGACCACUCUGAGAAUUGCCAUUCUGUGAGGGAAAUGGGUCUCCCAACAAUUCCUGGCACCCUGAAGAGACUACAGUUCCCAGGAUCCUUUGGGGGGAAACCCUGACUGUCAAAAGUGGUACCAUAGUGCUUUAAAACCAUCCCUCUGGACCAGACUUUGCAAAGCCCCAGGGGGAGGAGGAGGCUGCUUCGCAAAGGCAGGCAAGCAGGCAGCGGGGGCUUCUCUUCAGAGCAGGGGGUGCUCACUCCCUGAGAGAUGGGAGGCCCUUCCUCUCUCAGCACAGCCUCAGCGCUGUUGCUAUGGGAGCCCUAGCAACCAUUUGCAGCCUCUGGGGCAAGGGUGAGAAUGGAAGCCAGCUCCAAGGACAGAAGUGCAGAGGCAGCCUUUGCGAUGGAGAGCUCAAACCAACUUUGGCUGGAGAGGCUGUUUCCUCCUCAUUUUAGCAAGGUAGAUUUCUUCAGUGGGUCCCAUCAGCCAGAACCUCUGAUUUGUGAAAAGUUUGCUUUGGAGAGGGCAAGAAGGACUGAGCAAAUCUACAACAAAACGGCUAAGGCCAGUUUUCAUGAGGAUCAACAGUUCCAAAGGAAAGGAUCUCCCUCCAAACUCCUUGUGAGCGAGCAGGAGUUGAACUUAUGGGGAAGAAAGAGAGAAAGAGAGAAAAUUCAAGACUUCCGGGUUAGCGCCAUCGGCGAAUGGUGGAGUUUCUCUGAUGGGAGGAACUGGCUCCGUGGAAACUGGGUCUUCCCGCCGUGGCGAAGGUGGGGGCCCGCUAGAAAUCCCAGGUGGAGGAAGCCUGGGAACGUGGGGUUCGGCAGGGCACCAGGAGAGCCUCCCCUACUUGCGGGGAAUCCCAUUUUGGGGCUCCGGAGCGAAGUGGGAAAAGGUUGUUACUGUGGAAGCGAAGGUAAAAAUAUCUCUUUAAAGAUUCAGGUGUCCCUUCUCAAGGCGGAGCUGGUGGAACUUAAAGCCAAAUACAAAACAUUAGUGGCAGAAUCUGAACAAGCGAUGCAAGAGCUGAGCGACUACAGAACAGAAGCUUGGUGUAAAACUGGCUGGCUGGAGCAGAUUCAAAGGCAAAGAUUCGAAAGAGAUUCCAAGAUUGAAGUGUUUAAACAAGGCCUACUUGAGAAAUCAGACAGCAUCAGAAGUUUAAAGGAGGAACUGAAACAAAGAAGAGGAGAAGUCACGCAUUUAAAGUUGCAGAAGAAGGAUUUACAAGAAGAGUUAGAGGAAUUCAGAGAGCGGCAAGAUUUUCAAAACAAGUUACUCACAGAAAACAUGAAGCUCUGUCAUGAUAUGGAAAUGAGAAAAAUACAAAAAGAGCUGGAGGAUGCUAAAGGAGAGCUGGAUGCAGAGAAAGCCUUGAAUACAAAGAGUGCUAAAGAUCUAGAGAUGCUGAAAAUACACUUGAAAAUUCACAUGAUUUACUUCAAAAUUUGAGAAUUUGUUUUAUUUAAUGCAAAUUCAAAUUAAAAGAUUUAUUUUAGUUAA
Messenger RNA from Podarcis muralis (Common wall lizard), 1499 nucleotides. Lineage: Eukaryota; Metazoa; Chordata; Lepidosauria; Squamata; Lacertidae. The record is from RefSeq and is a predicted model, not a curated record.